AUGGUUAACUUAUCAUCCUUCUCUUCUAUUCAUUUCCUCUUUUAUUCUCUUGUUAUAUCUCUCUCUUCCACUGUCAUAUGUGGUGGAAUUGAGACAGAUCAUGAGGCUUUGCUGAAGAUUAAGUCGUUGAUCACUCGAGAUCCAUAUGGAGCUCUAACCUCAUGGAACGAUUCUCUUCAUUUAUGUGACUGGAGUCAUGUUUAUUGUGGGAAGCGGCAUAGAAGAGUGACUUAUAUAAACUUGUCAUCGCAAGGUCUAGAAGGCUCACUGUAUCCUCAUGUGGGGAACCUGAGCUUCCUCCGGACGCUUUCUCUUGGUAACAACAGCUUUCAAGGAGCCAUCCCUCAAGAAGUUGGUGGUCUUUAUUCGGCCAUAGGUGCAAUGCUUCCUAAUCUUUUUUGGCUUCAAUUAUGGGGUAACCAACUAAGUGGACCUCUUCCGGCAUCCAUUUCUAAUUGUACGAGUUCAAAACUUCUUGAACUCAAUAAAAACAAGUUUAGUGGACACUUGACAGUUGACUUUUCAAAGCUAACGAAGAUGGAAAUUAUAAACAUCGAAGAUAACCUCUUUGGAAGCAAAGAAGCAGAUGAAAUGAAGUUUAAUGAUUCUUUGAAAAAUUGCAGAAGAUUAAAGAGCUUAGCAUUUGGUAAUUGCGGGUUUCAAGGAGUUCUCCCUAGAUCAAUUGGUAAUCUUUCUAAUCAACUCUAUGAGCUAACAUUUUAUGGAAAUCAGUUACAUGGAAACCUCCCUAGUUCAAUCGGUAAUCUUGUUGGCUUGAAUAAGUUGUCAUUAGGAGGAAACCAAUUCACGGGAAAUAUCCCUUCAACCAUUGGUAAACUUCAAAACUUGCAAGACCUUUAUUUGUAUGAAAACCAACUUUCAGGGCAAAUUCCUGAUUCCAUAGGGAACUUGUCAUCAUUGCUAAAACUUUCUUUAUCUUCAAACAUGUUAGAAGGGGUAAUUCCAUCAAGUCUAGGAAAUUGUCAUCAUAUAUUAUCCUUGUUCCUUAAUGACAAUAAACUUAAUGGGAAAAUACCUGUACAACUUCUUCAACUUUCAAGUCUCUCCAUAACAUUGGAUCUUUCUCAAAAUAACCUGUUUGGUUCACUUCCAACUGAGAUUGGAAACCUCAACAUGUUGACUACUCUGAAUUUAUUUGAUAAUAAUUUUUCUGGUAACAUUCCUAGUAGCCUUGGUGGCUGUAGUAGCCUAUUACGGUUGUCCCUCAAAGGCAAUUUAUUUCAAGGUAUGAUACCAUUAUCAUUAAAUUCCUUGAAAGGAUUGGUGGAACUCGAUAUUUCUCAUAACAACUUUUCGGGGCAUAUUCCUAGAUUUUUCGAAAAGUUUAAGUUAGAAUAUUUGAACCUAUCAUAUAAUAAUUUUGAGGGUGAAGUUCCAAUGUUAGGAGUGUUCGCUAAUGAAAGUACAUUCUCUGUUUUGGGGAAUAGAAGGCUUUGUGGUGGCAUUAUUGAACUUGGGUUAUCCAAAUGCAAGGAGACAAGUAAAUUUACAAAGAAGCUUCAUCUCUAUUUAAUAGUCACAUUGAUCGCAUCCGCACUUUUCACCGCAACAUGUUUAGCAUAUGCUUGGUGUAAGAAGAAAAGAAAGAGCCAUCUUUCACCAUCGUCAACAAGCGAACGACACCUAAAAGUUUCAUACAGUCAACUUCUAAAGGCUACCAAUGGGUUCUCCGAAUCCAAUUUGAUUGGAACUGGUGGUUAUAGUUCUGUUUAUAAAGGAAUCCUUUUUGAAGAUAAUGACACAUUUGUUGCAAUCAAAGUUCUACAUCUUCAUACUCGAGGAGCUCAAAGAAGCUUUAUGAGGGAAUUUGAAGCAUGGCGGAAUCUUCGACACAGGAAUUUGUUGAAGAUUAUAACUUCAUGUUCAAGUAUUGACUUUCAAGGAAAUCCAUUCAAAGCUUUGGUAUAUGAGUUCAUGCCCAAUGGGAGUUUGCAUGAUUGGUUGCAUUCAAGUGGAAAUACAUCAAGGCUAAACCUUCUUCAAAUGAUAAAAAUUCUUAUGGAUGUAGCAAAUGCACUUGAUUAUAUUCAUAAUCACUGUCUACCAACCAUUAUUCAUGGUGACCUGAAUCCUAGUAACAUUCUACUCGAUAAUGAUAUGGUGGCUCAUGUUGGAGAUUUCGGUUUAGCUCGGUUUCUUGGAACUUCAUACCAAAACAACUCAACUGGGAUUCGCGGUACAAUGGGUGACAUUGCUCCAGGUAUAAUAGGCUUUCAUAUUUACUUACAUUAUUAACUUUUUUAUAAUGUAAUUGCUUGUAAGUUGCAGAGUAUGGUCUCGGGAGUGAGAUGACAAGUAAUGGGGAUAUCUACAGUUUUGGAAUACUAGUUCUAGAGGCGAUGGCCGGGAAACACCCAACUGAUGACAUCUUUAAUGAAGACCUUAGCCUUCAUAAAUUUGCUUCAAUGGCCUUGCUAGACAAUGUAAUUGAUAUCAUUGAUGUUAACAUUCUAAACCUGUAUCAAGAUGAUAGAAUUGUUCUGCAAAAUAAUGAAGAAAAUGCCAAGAAAAUAGAGGAAUGUUUGACUCUAACAAUUAAGAUUGGAGUAGCAUGCUCUGUGGAUUCCCCAACACAAAGGAUGGAUGUCAAAAAGGUUGUGCGUGAAUUGCAGCGGAUUCUCGAUACACUUGAAAAUAUUUGAGGUAACAAUAAUGAGUGAAGUUUAGCACGACUGAGCUCUAGAAAGUGACUUGAAUCGAAACUUAUGUGCAUUGAAUGUUUAUUUAUCUGUAAGACACUUGUUUUAUUUGGGAUUAUGUUUGGUUUGUUUUGGUUUGAAGACAAGUACUGCUUACCAUUUGGUGUCGACCUAUAUCGCGACAUAUUUUAUUGAGAUGUAUUUUAGUAUUUUCUUUUGUAUUGAUGUGCCACGAUAUGUGAUUUUUCAUAGUUUUUAAAUUAGGAUGAAAAAAAAUUGUGAGCUCUUUGUUUUUUAGAGUAAAACCACUCAGUUAGGGGGAGGGAGUUGUUGCACUUUUCUCAGAUUUUUUUUGUUUGCCACAUUAGCGUCACAUAAACUUUUUCCCUACUUUUCCUGGUUGUCCCAGAAUAAAUAAAUGAUGCUAUCCUAAUUUUCCUCUUAACUCCCCAAAACUAAAUUAUUUUAAACUAAUUUAAAUUUUAAA
Messenger RNA from Helianthus annuus (common sunflower), 3147 nucleotides. RefSeq names its product probable LRR receptor-like serine/threonine-protein kinase At3g47570. The transcript is spliced from 3 exons. The record is from RefSeq and is a predicted model, not a curated record. Gene Ontology annotation, biological process: protein phosphorylation. Lineage: Eukaryota; Viridiplantae; Streptophyta; Magnoliopsida; Asterales; Asteraceae. Bases 1 to 2256 code for a protein of 751 amino acids. Gene Ontology annotation, molecular function: protein kinase activity; protein binding; ATP binding.